Molecule: messenger RNA, 1655 nt
Organism: Bradysia coprophila
Lineage: Eukaryota; Metazoa; Arthropoda; Insecta; Diptera; Sciaridae
Product: alpha-(1,3)-fucosyltransferase C-like
Cellular component (GO): membrane
Molecular function (GO): fucosyltransferase activity
Source: RefSeq, a predicted model, not a curated record
UGAUAAGACCUUAUCUCUACAGAAAUUUAUUUUCGGAAAAUACAGCGGGCCCGAAAACCGCUAUUGGAGUUUUUGUGAUGUAACCGCGAAGUGUACACGCCAUUUCAAUAGAGAGCAAAAAAAAAAAUAGAAAGAAAAUGGUUUGCACGAAAAAGAUCGUUGUGAUUGCAAGUUUUGUGAUUCUGGCACUCAUUUUCAUUGUGUACAACAGUUCCAGUAAUUCACCGGAAGCUAGGCGGUCGGAUGAAGCUCCUUGCAUAAUUUAUACGUCACCCGAAAUCGAAAGUCGUCACGACACUCUAGGUCCGCACGACGUUCAAGGUUCUUACGAAAGUGCAGAUGUAGUUCCAAAUCAAAUAUUAAUUUACACGAAGUACUACGGCGCCGAAUGGAACGACAUCUUUACCGGCGAGCCCCUUUUCAAAAAUAAUCGUUGCACUUACACCACCAAUCCCAGUGACCUGAAGACAUCGCCGCUAGUUCUGUUCCAUUUACGCGACGUCACAAAAGACGCCCAUCUGCCGACGGUAAAAGUGCCGAACCAGAAAUGGGUCGUCUACAACAUCGAAUCACCGAUAGUGAACCGAAAGUACGAUGCCUACACUUUCUAUAAGAAAAUAUCUCCCCAAUUCGACAUUGCCAUGACCUAUCGCCUGGAUGCAGACAUACCGAUACCGUACGGCAGUGUUGAACGUCGUGUGAAUUCAACGGAAGUGACCGGUGAGAUAAAUUUCAAAGAAAAAUCGAAAAUGAUCGCAUGGUUCGUGUCCAACUGCAAUUCAUUGUCGAAGCGAGAGAUUGUGGUAAAGAAGAUGCGAAGACUGAUCCCUGUCGACGUGUAUGGUCACUGUGGCAGUCUCAAAUGUCCGAUAGUGGACGAGAGGGCUUACAAGAACGAAAUGUGCUACGAAAUGCUGUCGAAAAGCUACAAAUUCUACUUGGCCUUCGAAAAUUCCAUUUGCGUCGACUAUGUAACCGAAAAGUUGUACAACAUUUUGAAUUACGACGUCAUACCCAUCGUCUAUGGAGGGGCCAACUACUCGAAUUUAUUGCCGUACAAUUCGUACAUCGACGUGAUGAAUUUCACAUCGCCCGAGAAAUUGGUCAAUUAUUUGCAGUACGUUGGCAGCAACGAAUCGGUUUACAAAUCAUAUUUCGAGUGGCGUAAGGACUUUCAAGUCGUGUCCAGGUUUCCAGACAAGCUUUGCGAUUUUCUGUUAAAUAACGAAUCGAUGGCCGCAGUCACGAAAAGGAAUUUCUUCGAUUGGUGGUUCCAGGACACGUGCAGAGAAACAACCAUUUGGUAGAACAAUACAAAUGGAAUCGAGAUGUGGCCAAUUGAAUCGCCGAGCAUCGACGGACGGUCUUCGACUACAGCCAUAAACUAACUGCAUAAUAUUAGUCGAAGGUUCUCAUCAUUUGCACGGCGGAACUACUUCCCGCCAAAUCAUUGGGAGAUGCGGUUCCGAAGAAAGAAUUAUCGAACGCACUCAAAUCACGUUCCUUCCUAACGUUCGUAUUACCAGCGCAACGUGCAAAGUCAGAUCGGAUUUCUACAAUUUAUUUGCGAAAAUGCAACAGCACGGAUCAGAUGAAUCUCAGCUCGCAUCGAGUUCAGUAUCAAUAAAUAUUAUUAUUGUUGGUGGAAAUAUUUC